Molecule: messenger RNA, 3726 nt
Organism: Emiliania huxleyi CCMP1516
Lineage: Eukaryota; Haptophyta; Isochrysidales; Noelaerhabdaceae
Exons: 6
Coding region: 1-3726 (1241 amino acids)
Molecular function (GO): hydrolase activity, acting on carbon-nitrogen (but not peptide) bonds, in linear amides
Source: RefSeq, a predicted model, not a curated record
AUGCACGUCGGCUGCAUGGGCCUCGCGCCCAAGUCGCACGACUCUGUCGACUCGAUCCCGCCGAUGCCCCCCGGCGGCAACCUCGACAACAAGCGGAUCGGCGUCGGCACCACCAUGUACUACCCGGUCGAGGUGGCGGGCGCGCUGCUCUCGAUGGGCGACGCUCACGCGGCGCAGGGCGACGGCGAGAUUGACGGCACGGCGAUCGAGACGUCCAUCACCGGCACCUUCAAGAUCACGCUGAUCAAGAAGACCGACGCGGACAAGCCCGCCUGGUUCCCGAUCCUCGACUUUCCGCUCGGCGAGACGGCGGACACGUUCAUCGUCCACGGCUUCACCGAGACAGACUACCUCGAGACCUACAAGAACAGCCCGGGCGACAUCUACGGCGCACCCAGUUCGGACGAGGGGGCGCUGCAGCCGGCGAUGAUGAACGCGUACACCCAGACGCGCAAGUUCAUGAUGGCCACGUAUAACAUCAGCCAGGCCGAGUCGGACACGAUCAUGACGCAGGGCGUGGACUUUGGCAUCACGCAGCUCGUCGACGGCAACUGGGGCGUGCACGGCGUCAUCCCCAAGGUGAUCUUCGAGGAGGCUGGCGUGGACCGCCGCCGCAUGCUCGCGGCCGCCGCCGCCAAGCCCGCGCGCAAGGAGACACGGAAACUGCAAGGUUUGACGGUGGAAGGAGAGAAGAUCCUACCGCUCAACAAGGACACCGUCCACUGGGGCUACUUCUCCCAGCUCGAGCAGCCCAAGCUCACCAUCACCUCCGGCGAGACGGUGACCGUCGAGAUGGCCUCGCACCACGCCUGCGACGACUACGACAAGAUGGUUGCCGGCGACUCGGGCAUGGAGUCGGUCUUCGAAUGGUCCACCUCAGUCAUGAACGUCGAGCGGCGCGGCGCGACCGAGCCCAGCCUCUUCCAGGCGGACGGGGUGCACGUGCUGACCGGCCCGAUCUACGUCGAGGACGCGGAGGCGGGCGACGUCCUCGCGGUCGAGAUCCUCGACCUGAAGCCGCGGCCGAACCAGGACGGCAAGACGUACGGCUCCAACGCCGCUGCGUGGUGGGGCUUCCAUGCGCGCAACGACAAGGCGGAUGGCACGCCGUACUACCCGGGCGGCUUCAUGGGCAACGGGAGCGACCCGACCCUCCCGAACGACGAGACCGUCUCCAUCUACGAGCUCGACCCGAGCGGCGAGUACGCGACGCUCAACUACAUGUUCAAGUGGCCCUUCCUCACCGACCCGAAGGGCGUCUUGCGCAACUACUACGCCUUCCCGGGCACCUGCGUGCCGCACGACUACCCGGGCUUCUCCUCCAAGGUCACGGACAUGGGCUGGACCAAGGACGAGACGCGCGGCAUCGAGUACAACUUCGACCCCUUCCCCGCCAAGAUCCCGAUCAACAUGCACGUCGGCUGCAUGGGCCUCGCGCCCAAGUCGCACGACUCUGUCGACUCGAUCCCGCCGAUGCCCACCGGCGGCAACCUCGACAACAAGCGGAUCGGCGUCGGCACCACCAUGUACUACCCGGUCGAGGUGGCGGGCGCGCUGCUCUCGAUGGGCGACGCUCACGCGGCGCAGGGCGACGGCGAGAUUGACGGCACGGCGAUCGAGACGUCCAUCACCGGCACCUUCAAGAUCACGCUGAUCAAGAAGACCGACGCGGACAAGCCCGCCUGGUUCCCGAUCCUCGACUUUCCGCUCGGCGAGACGGCGGACACGUUCAUCGUCCACGGCUUCACCGAGACAGACUACCUCGAGACCUACAAGAACAGCCCGGGCGACAUCUACGGCGCACCCAGUUCGGACGAGGGGGCGCUGCAGCCGGCGAUGAUGAACGCGUACACCCAGACGCGCAAGUUCAUGAUGGCCACGUAUAACAUCAGCCAGGCCGAGUCGGACACGAUCAUGACGCAGGGCGUGGACUUUGGCAUCACGCAGCUCGUCGACGGCAACUGGGGCGUGCACGGCGUCAUCCCCAAGGUGAUCUUCGAGGAGGCUGGCGUGGACCGCCGCCGCAUGCUCGCGGCCGCCGCCGCCAAGCCCGCGCGCAAGGAGACGCGGAAACUGGUGCCCCUCCGAGAGAGCAAGAUCAGAGACACCCGCCGUCCUCUGCGACGGACCCUCGCUUCCGAGACACCCCUACCUGCAUGCAUGCCCAACCGCUGCUGGACCUGCCCAUGCAGUCCCUGGACGCUGUGCCACGGCUCCCUGCCCCCGCCCUCAGACACACCCGACCUCGCCCCCCUGCAGCACGAUUUCACGGUGGAAGGAGAGAAGACCCUACCGCUCAACAAGGACACCGUCCACUGGGGCUACUUCUCCCAGCUCGAGCAGCCCAAGCUCACCAUCACCUCCGGCGAGACGGUGACCGUCGAGAUGGCCUCGCACCACGCCUGCGACGACUACGACAAGAUGGUUGCCGGCGACUCGGGCAUGGAGUCGGUCUUCGAAUGGUCCACCUCAGUCAUGAACGUCGAGCGGCGCGGCGCGACCGAGCCCAGCCUCUUCCAGGCGGACGGGGUGCACGUGCUGACCGGCCCGAUCUACGUCGAGGACGCGGAGGCGGGCGACGUCCUCGCGGUCGAGAUCCUCGACCUGAAGCCGCGGCCGAACCAGGACGGCAAGACGUACGGCUCCAACGCCGCUGCGUGGUGGGGCUUCCAUGCGCGCAACGACAAGGCGGAUGGCACGCCGUACUACCCGGGCGGCUUCAUGGGCAACGGGAGCGACCCGACCCUCCCGAACGACGAGACCGUCUCCAUCUACGAGCUCGACCCGAGCGGCGAGUACGCGACGCUCAACUACAUGUUCAAGUGGCCCUUCCUCACCGACCCGAAGGGCGUCUUGCGCAACUACUACGCCUUCCCGGGCACCUGCGUGCCGCACGACUACCCGGGCUUCUCCUCCAAGGUCACGGACAUGGGCUGGACCAAGGACGAGACGCGCGGCAUCGAGUACAACUUCGACCCCUUCCCCGCCAAGAUCCCGAUCAACAUGCACGUCGGCUGCAUGGGCCUCGCGCCCAAGUCGCACGACUCUGUCGACUCGAUCCCGCCGAUGCCCACCGGCGGCAACCUCGACAACAAGCGGAUCGGCGUCGGCACCACCAUGUACUACCCGGUCGAGGUGGCGGGCGCGCUGCUCUCGAUGGGCGACGCUCACGCGGCGCAGGGCGACGGCGAGAUUGACGGCACGGCGAUCGAGACGUCCAUCACCGGCACCUUCAAGAUCACGCUGAUCAAGAAGACCGACGCGGACAAGCCCGCCUGGUUCCCGAUCCUCGACUUUCCGCUCGGCGAGACGGCGGACACGUUCAUCGUCCACGGCUUCACCGAGACAGACUACCUCGAGACCUACAAGGACAGCCCGGGCGACAUCUACGGCGCACCCGGUUUGCCCGGCGGGGCGCUGCAGCCGGCGAUGAUGAACGCGUACACCCAGACGCGCAAGUUCAUGAUGGCCACGUAUAACAUCAGCCAGGCCGAGUCGGACACGAUCAUGACGCAGGGCGUGGACUUUGGCAUCACGCAGCUCGUCGACGGCAACUGGGGCGUGCACGGCGUCAUCCCCAAGGUGAUCUUCGAGGAGGCUGGCGUGGACCGCCGCCGCAUGCUCGCGGCCGCCGCCGCCAAGCCGCCCAAGGUCAACCUCGAAAAGGCGCGGAAGCUGAUGCAGGCGUACGACAAGAUGACCAAGGCGCGCAAAUCAAAAAAAUAG